GGAGGACAUGGGAAAUAUAGGGGAGGAGAUAGAAGAAGGAAACAGCGAGGGAGAAAAAGAGGAAGAGAGAACAAUAGCCAAAUGGCUGCCUCUGUCAUGUCUUCAUUGGCUUUGAAACCAGCUCCAGUUUUAGAGAGGUCACAGGUUAGAGGCCUCCCAUCCUUGGCAAGGUCCUCUUCUUCUCUGAGAGUCAGGGCCAGCGCUGGCAAGAAGAUCAAGACAGCAACACCCUAUGGUCCAGGAGGAGGGAUGAACUUACCAGAUGGAUUAGAUGCAUCCGGGAGAAGGGCCAAGGGGAAGGGUGUCUAUCAGUUUGCGGACAAGUAUGGUGCAAAUGUUGAUGGUUACAGCCCAAUUUAUUCACCAGAAGAAUGGUCUCCAAGUGGUGACGUCUAUGUUGGAGGAACCACAGGACUGUUAAUAUGGGCUGUUACUCUUGCUGGACUACUACUAGGAGGUGCUCUUCUUGUGUACACCACCAGUGCUUUAGCUCAGUAGAGCUGCAGCAGAGUUAUCCUCCUGCGUCGCCAUUAAGUUUCUUCGGAAUGUCUCAUAAAUGCAGUCCCCUUAUGGUUAAAGCAUGCCCCAGGGAUCACUAUUCAUGGACAAUAACAUGGUUGUAACGAAGUUGCUAAGGUGUAGAUAUAAAUAAUAUAUAAAUCUAGCACAAAUGCUUGCGCUCAUC
Molecule: messenger RNA, 685 nt
Organism: Phoenix dactylifera (date palm)
Lineage: Eukaryota; Viridiplantae; Streptophyta; Magnoliopsida; Arecales; Arecaceae
Product: photosystem II 10 kDa polypeptide, chloroplastic-like
Biological process (GO): photosynthesis
Cellular component (GO): photosystem II oxygen evolving complex; thylakoid membrane; photosystem II
Source: RefSeq, a predicted model, not a curated record